Messenger RNA from Protopterus annectens (West African lungfish), 3472 nucleotides. It is a transcript of the gene PDE5A, whose product is annotated as phosphodiesterase 5A. Gene Ontology annotation, molecular function: 3',5'-cyclic-GMP phosphodiesterase activity; protein binding. The transcript has 21 exons. NCBI's taxonomy places the organism in Eukaryota, Metazoa, Chordata, Ceratodontiformes, Protopteridae. Gene Ontology annotation, biological process: signal transduction. The coding region runs from base 259 to 2817 and encodes 852 amino acids. The record is from RefSeq and is a predicted model, not a curated record.
UUUUCAUUACGCUUCUAGUGUUCUGCUCUGCGUUCACCGCUUGGAGCUUCAGUUCGGGGCUGUCAGUAUGAAACAUGAAAUUGAGCAAACUAUACUGCACACGGAGCUAGACUGUAGAGCAAAAGCCUGACAGGAAGAUUUUGGAGCGAGUAUUUGUAAGACAAGUCAUACACGUGCUGUGCACACGCUAGCGGACAAAAAACUCUCUGCUGCUGCUGUCAGUGAAAUACGGAACAGUUUCAGGAACUUGUAUCAGCCAUGGAGACAGCGAAGACUUCAGACUAUGAGAUGAUGGAAGCUUGGCUGGACGAUCACAUGGACUUUACACACUCUUACUUUGUCAGAAAAGCCAAACGGGAAAUGGUCAAUGCAUGGUUUGCUGAGAGAGUUCACACAAUUCCCACUGCCAAAGAAGGUAUAAAGAACUUUGGAGAACACAAUUGCACAUCACAGAUGGCUCAGCUGGAGAGCUCAGCUCCAGGAACUCCAGCAAGGAAAAUCUCUGCAUCUGAGUUUGACCGACCUCUUAGACCAAUUGUUGUGAAGGACUCUGUAGGUACAGUGACAUUUCUGUGUGAUGCUACACAAAAGGAGCAGAUGCCUGUUCAAACUGUGAAGCUACAGUCAGAGCCACAAGAUGAAUGCUCAAGACUUUUAGAACUUGUCAGGGAUAUUUCUAGCCAUUUAGAUGUCACAGCACUUUGCCACAAAAUUUUCCUUCACAUCCAUGAACUCAUAGCUGCCGACAGAUACUCACUUUUCUUGGUGUGUGAAGACAGCUCUAAUGAGAAGUUUCUUGUCAGUAGAUUGUUUGACGUUGCUGAAGGUUCAACUCUAGAAGAAGCAUCAAACAACUGCAUACGUCUGAAGUGGAACAAAGGAGUUGUGGGAUAUGUUGCAUCUACUGGUCAUCCACUGAAUAUUAAAAAUGCAUACAAGGAUCCCAGAUUUAACGCAGAAGUAGAUCAAAUCACUGGCUACAAAACACAGAGCAUUCUUUGUAUGCCAAUAAAGAAUCAUAGGGAAGAGAUUGUUGGUGUGGCCCAGGCAAUCAACAAGAAAUGUGGAAAUGAAGGUACCUUCACAGAACAGGAUGAAAAGGACUUUGCUGCCUAUCUUGCAUUUUGUGGAAUCGUUCUUCACAAUGCCCAGCUGUACGAAACGUCUCUGCUUGAAAACAGGCGAAACCAGGUACUCCUUGACCUGGCAAGCUUGAUAUUCGAGGAGCAACAGUGUCUGGAUGUUAUUUUAAAGAAGAUAGCUGCUACCAUUAUUUCGUUUAUGCAGGCACAAAUGUGUACCAUCUUCAUUGUAGAUGACAACUGUUCUGACUCAUUUUCAAAUAUAUUCCAUAUGCAAUUUGAAGAACGGGAAGGACCACUGGAGGUCUACAAAAGGGACUAUGAUGUCAACAAAGUCAACUAUAUGUAUGCCCAGUAUGUGAAAAACACCAUGGAACCUCUCAAUAUUUCAGAUGUCUGCAAAGAUACCAGAUUUCCCUGGACAAAUGAAAAUGCAGAAAAUGUAAACAAAGGAAUUAAAAGUAUACUGUGUACACCAAUUAAGAAUGGAAAGAAGAAUAAAGUAAUAGGCAUCUGUCAACUGGCAAAUAAAAUGGAAGAUACUUCUGGGAAGAUUAAGGCCUUCAACAGGAAUGAUGAGCAGUUUCUGGAGGCCUUUGCCAUCUUCUGCGGGUUAGGGAUCCAGAAUACUCAGAUGUAUGAAACUGUAGAAACGGCCAUGGCAAAGCAAAUGGUAACCCUAGAGGUUCUGUCAUACCAUGCAUCUGCUUCUGAGGAGGAGACGAGGGAGCUGCAGGUAACAGUGGCAGCUACAAUCCCAUCAGCACAUUUGUUGAAACUGCUUGACUUUGGUUUCAGUGAUUUUGAGUUGUCUGAUUUUGAAACAACACUUGCCACAAUCCGAAUGUUUAUUGAUCUCAGCUUGGUACAAAAUUUUCAAAUGAAGUAUGAGGUCCUUUGCCGUUGGAUUUUGAGCGUGAAGAAGAAUUAUAGGAAACAUGUUCUGUAUCACAACUGGAGGCAUGCAUUCAACACUGCUCAGUGCAUGUUUGCAAUCCUAAAAACAGGAAAAAUGCAGUGCAAGCUGAAGGAGAUGGAGAUCCUAGCUUUAAUGAUCGCAGCACUUUGUCACGACCUGGAUCACAGAGGGGUGAACAAUUCCUUCAUACAGAGGACAGAACAUCCCCUUGCCCAGCUGUACUGUCACUCGACAAUGGAACAUCACCACUUUGAUCAGUGCUUAAUGAUUCUUAACACACAGGGAAAUCAGAUUUUGAGUGGCCUUUCAGUUGAGGAGUACAAGACUACCGUGAAGAUGAUUAAAGAAGAAAUUCUUGCCACAGACCUGGCAGUGUAUAUGAAGAGGCGAGGAGAGUUUUUUGACUUGGUGAAGAAAUGGCAGUUCAGCUGGGAAGACCCAUGCCACAGAGAGCUAAUCAUGGCGAUGAUGAUGACAGCUUGUGAUGUCUCUGCAAUAACAAAACCUUGGCCCGUGCAGCAAAGGACCGCUGAACUUGUAGCUGCUGAAUUCUUUGAACAAGGUGACAAGGAAAGGAGAGAACUCAACAUUGAGCCAACAGAUCUUAUGAACAGAGAGAAGAGAGAUAAAAUUCCCAGCUUACAAGUCGGGUUUAUAGAUGGCAUCUGUGUGCAACUGUAUGAGACUAUGGUAAUGGUAUCUGAUGCCUGCCUACCACUAUUGGAAGGCUGCAGGCAGAAUCGACAAAAAUGGCAAAGUCUGGCAGAACAAAUGGAGAAAAGCCUCGUCAAUGGGGAAACACAGUCAACCCACUAACUGUUCUAAAGGAAGGAAUUUGCAUCUUCACUGUAACAGAGAAUUACCUGAUAACUGUUUGGAAAAUGUUUAAGCACUAUAUGGAAUGUAUAUUUUUUCACUAUAUUCUUCUAUUUGUGUUACAAUUUGCUUUUUUGUUCCUUUGUUUUGCACAGUUAUUAUGAAGCACAGUUAAAUAUAUUUUAUAUUUUAUGAAGAUGUAUGUUUUCUAACUAAUAAAUUUCCAGACCAUAUUGUAAAAAGGUACGCAAAGAUUACACCUCUUCUUGUUAAAGUUAUCAAUGUAGAGGAGUUAGAAUAUAUAAAAAAAAAUCUUUUUUAACAUUUGGUCUUUUCUGUGUCCAUUGUUAGCAUGUUGCAUCACCUCUGCAUAUCUGAAAAAGCAACUCAGAGCUUCAACCUACAUUAACAUAUAUUGCUUCAUUCCUUUUCCUGUUAACAAACCAAUCAAACUGUGUUGUAUUUGGCUUCUUGUUUGCAGGGAUAGAGCUUAAUAUUUCUGACAUUUGACUAGUCUAUCAGAUUAUUUUAACUGUAAAAUGAGUAAUGCUUAUAACUGUCUGGGUGUACAUUCUGGCCUUGUAUCACUAACAAAGUACCUGUGGACUAAGAAUAUUUGCACUGAAGUGUUUUGUUGCACUUUUUUACUUCCUGA